UGUCGCGGCGGAGCAUGGGCUCGAGUGUGUUGUCUCGAGUUCGUUCCGAUCUGCUUUGCUUUGUUUGCAUUUAUUGCUAUUAAUACUCUGUUCUAGUUAGGGAGCCUCAGGGCUGUAUGUUUGCAAUAAAAGGCUACCGGAGGGCCCGAUGUCGAAGUGGCCUCCGCGCUCUCCCCCCCUUCAUUCUCUCCGGCUGUCACUCCGCUUGACGGGUUCUUUUCACAUCCGUCUCCGGAUUUGUGUAGGUGCUGUGGAUGAUAGCGGAGUGGUGAUAGAUCUUUGAGUACUGGAGCUUCGGAGGCUCGAAUAGCAGAAUGGCAGCCUUUAUGGUGGCUGCCGUGGCCGCCAUUGGAAACAUGUUGCAAGGAUGGGACGGUGGAGCCAUUGCAGGAGCACUCCUGUACUUGAAGCCCGAAUUUCAUCUGGAUCAAACGCCUGCCCUUGAAGGAGAGGUUGUUGCUUCUACUCUAGUGGGCGCAGUCGCCGCUGUGUGCAUUGCAGGACCGUCUGCUGAUUGGCUCGGACGGAGAUUUAUGCUCUGCGUAUCCGGUGUUCUGUACUCACUUUCAGCUCUUGUGAUGCUCUGGUCUCCGACCGUGUACGUUCUCAUAGCGGGACGUCUCAUCAUCGGCUGUGCCAUUGGAUUGGCAGCGACGAUCGCACCAAUCCUAAUUUCGGAGUCGGCUCCUUCCGAAAUUAGGGGUCAGCUAGCGACGUUCCCUCAAUUCCUUGGAUCUGGAGGGCUGUUUCUUGCUUACGUGAUGGACUUCAUGUUCUCACUGCAACCUGAUGUCAACUGGAGAUUUAUGCUUGGAAUCUUGCUCAUUCCUUCUCUUUUAUACGUUGUCCUUGGAACGACGGUACUACCGGAAUCGCCACGUUGGCUAGUGAGCAAGGGUCGCAUGAACGAAGCUAAGAAAGUUUUGCAGAAAAUUCGAGGUCGAGAGGACGUUGAUGGAGAAAUGUCCUUACUAGUUGAGGGUCUUGGAGUUGGUGCUGAAACGCAUAUAGAAGAGUGGUUGUUGAAGCCAUCUGAGAAACCUUCCAAGGAUGAUGAUGACUCGGUUAUGGAAGACGGUCAAAUUAAGCUGUAUGGCCCAGAUGACUCUACCUGGAUUGCUACUCCAAUCGUUGACGAGUUUGGCCACUCAAUGGCAAACGCUCUUUCUAGAAGCCAAAUGACUGAGAGUCGUAUGUCGCAGUUCCUAGAUCCUGUGGUGACCAUGAUGGGAAGCGUCCAGAACAGUUUUCACGACAUGGGCCUUAUGUCUCAGGACGACGAUGAGAACAGAUGGGAUGAGGAAAACCAAGAACCUGGCCUUGAAACAUCUCUACUAUCCGGUGCACCCAUGUCUAGAAAUAACUCCAAGAACAAGGGUUCUAUGUCCCGACAGCACUCUAGGUCUCGUAGCAGAAGGCACUCCAGGUCAAACUCCAUUUCUGGGUAUUCUCGCCGUCAUUCAAGAUCUUACUCCAAGAACAAUGGACAGGACGGUCAAAUGUCCGAGUUCUCUGGGAGCGUUGGUGUUGGCGGUGGAUGGCAGCUUGCGUGGAGGUGGGAUGAAGGUGCUAAGGAUGGCGAAGAUGCCGGUUUGAGGCGUGUUUUCGUGAAGGGCGAAGGUGGUGACAUGUCUACCAUGUCUACCAUGUCUGUUCCAGGAGGUCAACCUCUUGAGGAUGGUGAAUCUUUCCAGGCACAAGUUAUUGUUGCUCAAUCAUCACUGUUCUCAAAGGAAUUGAUGGGCGAGCAUCCAGUGGGACCUGCCAUGAUUCACCCUGCAGAAACCGCAACCCGAGUUCCUCCAGUUCAAAACUUGUGGGAUGCUGGUGUGAAACGUGCACUUUUUGUUGGAGUAAUUCUUCAAAUCUUGCAACAGUUCUCUGGAAUCAAUGCUGUGCUUUACUUCACCCCCCAAAUUCUUAUGCAAUCUGGAGCCGGAGAUAUAUUGAGUCAGUUUGGUCUUAACGCGGAGUCUUCAUCAAUCUUGGCGAGUGGAGUCACUUGCUUUCUCAUGUUGCCUUGCAUUGUCCUCGCUAUGAGGCUUAUGGACGUUUCUGGCCGCCGGGGACUGCUUUUGACUACUUUACCAGCCCUCACCAUCUCGUUGGUGUCACUUGUGGUCGUGAACCUUUUCAAGGCAACUGGUCUUAUUCCCGCAUUGAUUUCCUUCGUCUGCGUGACAGUCUUCAUCUGUGCUUUCGUGGCCGGCUUUGGUCCCAUCCCCAACAUUCUUUGCUCUGAGAUUUUCCCUACUCGAGUGCGUGGCACCUGCAUUGGGAUCUGUGCUGGAGCUAUGUGGACAAGCAAUGUCUGCAUCACAUACGCGUUUCCGAUUCUGAACAAGAGUUUCGGUUUGCAAGGAGUGUUCGGUUUCUUUGCGAUAGUUACAUUCGUUGCCUGGAUUUUCGUAUUCCUUUACGUUCCCGAGACCAAGGGCCAGCCCUUGGAGAUCAUCUGCGAGAUCUUUGCCUUGGCUGCAAGGAAUGCCGAAAGGAGGGACCACGAAGAUGAUGACUACUAGCCUUCUUUCAAGACGUUGAUCAAAUCAUAUGAGUUCAUAUACUUCUAUAACGAGUUUUGUCCGCUCCGUCCCUUGUUUUGUUGGGACCAACGUUCCCACUCAUGAUGUGGGCUAGUGGCGGUAUUUACGAGAUUGUUGAAAAUGUAGGUAGGAAAUGUAAUGUUUUCUGUCUAUAACUCUAUUAAGUCAUAUAAGGAUCUCAGAGGAGUUUAGUACAGACGUUUCCGACUCCAAAUGGGCUUCGCCAUUGUGGCUUAGCCUUCAAUCAGGCUGAUCUUCAAAGCCAAUUUUUAGCGUAUAGACUUAUUACUACAGUCAGCUUCAAUGACUAGUUCUUGCUGAUUCUUGUAAUUGAGCUUUUUUGAAAUUUCACAUUCUCUCAAUCCCGAGGGAUUAGCUGGAGUUCUGUUUCUUGUUGA
This is a messenger RNA of Physcomitrium patens, 2941 nucleotides long. RefSeq names its product monosaccharide-sensing protein 2. NCBI's taxonomy places the organism in Eukaryota, Viridiplantae, Streptophyta, Bryopsida, Funariales, Funariaceae. Gene Ontology annotation, biological process: transmembrane transport. Gene Ontology annotation, cellular component: membrane. The record is from RefSeq and is a predicted model, not a curated record. Gene Ontology annotation, molecular function: transmembrane transporter activity.